AUGACUUUAAAGGCCAAAAGAGCCCGAAAGAAGACAGCAUCAAAUUGGGCGGUUAUUAACGGCGAAAAAGUUCCACGUCCAUGGCUUGUUUACUCAGUUAGUAAAGGAUCGGUAUUCUGUGCAGCAUGUCUUCUUUUUGAUGUUGACUGUUCAUUUAAUGGUGAAACCGGAUUUAAUGAUUGGAAACAUGCAGGCGUUCGUGUUAAUGAGCAUGAAAACUCUAAAAAUCAUAAAAAAUGCAUGUUAACACAAGCAAAGAUCUUAUUGGAGAUUUUCAACAGGGAUAUUAAGAAUAGAAUAGACCAUGACUUAGUUAUUCAAACAGAGACAGAAAUCUCGUAUUGGAGAAAUGUUUUAAGAAGAGUAGUGGCUGCCACUAAAACCCUAGCUUCUCGAGGACUUCCAUUCCGAGGUAGUAAUGAGAAAUUUGGCUCACCAAACAAUGGCAACUUUUUGAUGCUGAUAGAAUUUCUUUCUUCUUUUGACCCAUUUCUCGAAGAAUAUAUUAGAAAAUUUGGAAAUAAAGGAUCUGGCAGUACAAGUUACUUAUCCAAAACUGUCUAUGAAGAAUUUAUCCAGCUUUUAGCACAAAAGGUAUCCGCUAUCAUUGUUCAAGAAGUAAAAUCAGCGAAAUAUUACGCAAUUAUAGUAGAUUCCACAUCUGACAUAUCUCACGUAGACCAACUUUCUUUUGUUAUCAGAUAUGUGAAAAAAGAUGGAACCCCUGUUGAACGUUUUCUCAUGUUUAUUGAGAACUCUGGACAUAAAGCGGAAGAUUUGCUAGUUGCCGUAUUAUCUGUUCUUGAGUUUUUUUAUUUUGAUCUCGCAGAUUGUCGAAGUCAGUCAUAUGAUAACGCGAAUAAUGUAUCAGGGAUUUAUUCGGGCUUACAGGCAAGAAUUCAUGAAAUUAAUCAUCUUGCAGAACAUGCUCCUUGUGCUGCUCAUUCUAUGAAUUUAGUUGGAGUUCACGCAGUAGAAUGCGCCCCAGAAGCUGCGUCAUUCUUUAAUACAGUACAAACUUUAUACAACUUCUUUACUGCAUCGACGCAUCACUGGGAAGUCUUACAGUCUCAUACUGAAAAAAGAAUUGCGUUAAAAUCUUUAUCUGCAACCAGAUGGUCAGCUCGUUAUGAAGCGGUUCAAGUACUUAAUCAACAUUUUGUUGAAAUAAUUGAAACUUUGAUUAUUCUUGAAGAAGAUAUCGAAGAAAAUGCAAUUACACGGCAAGAAGUUAAAGUUUCCAGACAAAGAAAGAGAAAAUUACAUGCUGAUGAAACACGAGAUGGAGAUGUGCAGCUGUCAGGUCGAGACCAGUUUAGAGUUAAUACUUUUAACGUCAUUCUUGACAAUCUGGGAUCUGAAUUGCGUAAAAGAUGUACAGCAUAUGAAAAGAUUCAAGAAAAAUUCUCGGUUAUCAUUGAAUUUGGUGAUUUAGAUAAUAGGGAAAUUCGUAAACGAGCUAAACGUUUAAGAGAAAUAUAUUGUUCAGAUCUUGAGUCCUCACUAGAAGACGAAUUUGUGCACUCCAUGCUCAUUGCACCGAAAAAAAGAUGGAAAAAAAUUCACCUUCUGAUCUUCUGA
This is a messenger RNA of Cotesia glomerata, 1581 nucleotides long. Its product is annotated as zinc finger MYM-type protein 1-like. The coding region runs from base 1 to 1581 and encodes 526 amino acids. NCBI's taxonomy places the organism in Eukaryota, Metazoa, Arthropoda, Insecta, Hymenoptera, Braconidae. The transcript is spliced from 4 exons. The record is from RefSeq and is a predicted model, not a curated record.